Molecule: messenger RNA, 3821 nt
Organism: Mangifera indica (mango)
Lineage: Eukaryota; Viridiplantae; Streptophyta; Magnoliopsida; Sapindales; Anacardiaceae
Product: meiosis-specific protein ASY3
Exons: 10
Coding region: 120-2609 (829 amino acids)
Biological process (GO): meiotic cell cycle
Source: RefSeq, a predicted model, not a curated record
UUUGCCUCUUGUGCGAGUGAUCUCUCUAAAAGCUAUUUUUCCCUUUUACGGAUCGUUAUUCUCGUAUGAUCAACAUAUUAGAUUUCUCUUCGAAUUUUGGUGCGAAGUAAUCUGAUAGAAUGAACAACUGUCAGAGUUUUAGCAGCAAUUACCAUCCAUCAAGCCAAUCUAGAAAGAUUUCAAUUGGAAUUACAGCGGACUCAUUAGCCAAGAAAAAACCCGCAGCUGCAAAGGAAGGCGAGACCGCAGUUCUGAAGGCUGAUAAUAUAAAUCCUUACAAAGAAAUUUCCACAGCAGCAAACAAAACGAGUGAGGGUGCCAAAACUGCCGCUGCAGAGAAACAAACUAAAGCUAAAGGGCAGGUGAACUACCCAUGGAUAACCACUCGAUCCUUGGACCAAAAUGGUACAACUUCAGAGACGCCCAAGUGCAGAAAACAAGGUUCCACUAGACCAACUACUGGUGGGAGGCAGAAAAAGAUCAACGGACUAAAGGAUGCACAAAUGAUACAUUCGAUUCAGUUUUUUCCCAACAAGUCCUUUAUUUUACAGUCCGGAGAGAGUAAUCGAAAUAUAUUUGACGGCAUGACCUACAAAAGGAAAGGAAGGAAGAAUAUAAACUCAAAGUGCGCGGAAGAAUUCACAUUUGCUGCUACACAAGAAGUUCUCGCAUCAGAUGAAGCAGUAAAGGCAGAUAAAACAGAGAAUCCGGAUAAUGGUCCAACUGAAACUUUGAGAAUGAAGCUUUGGCAGAUAUUGGGAACUGCUUCUUCACCCAAAAGUCAGUGCUUUAAUCCUCAGGCUGCUGAGGUAGUUGCUGAUAGGCUUAAGCUAGAAAAAGCUGUUGAUCAAAUUGGUGAGGCUGCCAUCAGACCCAGACAGAAUUCAGAUACUAUAGAAACCGACUCUGAAAGUCCUAAUCAACCGACAAGCAGGCCAUUAACUUGGUCUUUGACAGGAAAGAAAUGCAAAGUGCGAAAAACUAAAACUAAAAUUAGUCCAUCCUCUAGCUACAAACAGAAAUAUCAAAAGAAGAAUAUCUUCUCGUUCGAAGAAGGAUGGUCUGCAAAAUUGGAUGGUGCUACUCACUUUGGCUCCUCAAUGUCGACAAGAAAGAGAAGUCACUUAAAAGGUUCCAGCAUUAAGCCACGUAAGAUCAGCUUUUCGAGAAAGGAUAACGCAGAUGAGCCUCAGCAAGCUAGCUAUAGCACUGAGUUACCGUGUGCUGAGAAAACAUCACUCAAUAACAAAGUGGAAAAUUUUCAUGGUUGUAUGCCUGAGGAUGGGGAAGAUUGUGGUAAAUCAAAGAAUGCAGUCCCAGCAAGUGAUUUUCAUGAAUCACCAAAGAAUGUAGUCCCAGCAGCAGUCUUUCAUGAAUCACCAAAGAAUGCAAUCCCCGCAGAAGUCUUUCAUGAAUCACCACAGCCAAAAAAGAUGAGUCAGAAGGGAGAUUUUGACAACCCUGCUUUAACAGAAAAUUUGGACCAGCCAGAAGACUCUGGAAAAUCUUCUUCUAAGAAUGUUGUUGACCCACAAAAUGAGAUCCAAAGUCCAACAACUGCAUUUAAAACCCCUAUCACAAGCCCUUUACCUUGGUCCACGCCAAGAACAGAAAAAAUGGAGAAGGAUAUUUGCAGUCCUGCACUGGAAGAGAGAAGAUAUAAUACGGGAAGCAUUCGUAGCUUCAGGACUUUAAGAUUUUCAAAAUCAGAUUGUUCUGGAUCAUACGCAGAAACAGAGUCACCUGAUGAUGCUAAGAAACUUAAAGACUCUCCACCCAGAAAAACAUCCCAAGUGAAGGGAAAAUAUGAUUCAGAAAAUGGCCAGGCUGAAUUUCCAUCUGAUGGUGCAGAAGAUGACCUGGUUGGGUGUUCAUCUGAAGAUGAGGAUCUUGGGAAUUUUAGAGAAGGUCACAAAGAGAACUCUCCAGAAACUGGCACUGCUGAGAAAUCAAACUUCAUGCAUUGUCCAACGAAAAGGCUCUGUGGCCAUGGAGGCAUUAGUGUUGAUGAAUUCAGUGCCCCACUGCCCUCUCCAAAAGGGAUAGGAGAGACUGAAUGGUUUCAGGACACCCCAGAACAGAAUCAAGUGGAUGACUUGGCUAGGGCUGUUGCAUUAUUUGCGUUUGCUUUAGACAACUUUAGAAGGAAAAUGGAUUCAGAGACUAGAAAGAAGUCCUCUGAAAUUUUAACUUCCAUUUCUGAGGGCAUAUACUUGCAACUGCAGGAUGUUGAAUCUGAGAUCCAUACAGAUGUAGGGAAGCUAACAAGUGUCAGUAAGUCAAAAAGAAAGCGCCUGGAAACAAGAUUUGAAGAUCUAAGAGAACAACUAGAGUUGAUUUGUAAGAAAUUUAGGGAAGAGAUUCAUCAUCGUCUCCAGAAUUUCUCGAGUACCCUUAAAGCACUGGAAGCUUACCAAAUUGAACUUAAGGGAACAGUCAAGAGGCAAAGAACAUCGCACCAGAAGCUUCUCUUGCAACUGCAAGAACAGGUUGAGACCCAACUCAGUGAUGCCCAAAGAAGAAUCACAACCAUCCAUGAGUCGGCGAGGAAAAAGAGGCUCCAGUUGAAACUUUUCAUCGGAGAGUGUUUGAAAGGAGGUAAUUUUUAAAUUGACAUGAUUUUACAUCUGGCAAGCAAUAUGGCCAGAAGAAAUGAACAGGAUGGUCACGUUCUAAGCCUUGGCAUUUCAUAGUUCAGAAAUCUUCCUAUUACCUUAUUAUUAACCCGUCAACAAAACCUGGAAGCACGCUUAUAAAAUUUAGAAAUAGCCAACUUUAUCCAAGUAGCAUGUAAUUCCAAGUUUUCCAUAUCCACUUUUUACUUUGUGUGAUUAUAUUUGGACACUAAACCACCUGUAAAGAAUCUUGAGAUUACUGAUGAAUUAGAUGGCGAGGGAUAAGGGGAAUUUUUGUCCUUUGAAAAUGGUGCUUCUUGUGUAUGAAGCAAGGCUUAGUUAUUGGUGAAUCUUAGUUGUACAUGAGUUAAAGAUACUCCAGGCGUAAAUUGUUAGAGGAAGCUGACAAUGGCUUUACCCGCUGCGGCGCCGCCAACAAGUUUCAAACCUUUUGGAGAGCUGAUGUUACUUCAUCAUGUUGCUGAAGCAAAAUUCGCUGCGAGAUUUUUUAAAGUUUUUCUUUUUGGUGAUUGAAGAUUACAUACUGCUGACGUUGCUGCGAUGUAGACGCAUCAACAUCCAAAGUUUUGGGUUCUUGACUAUUAGGUGCUUUCGUUUUCAAUUUCACUUCAGUGUUUAAUUUCCAAUUAUUAUUAUUAUAUAUAUUCUGGACCUUGUGUAUUUGGUUGGGUGGACUUCCGUUGUCAUUGUGGUGUUCAGUGGUUUCCCCAAUCUCACCGAACUGGAAAGCGGCAAAUACAAUUACAGAAUAGUUUAUCUGCUGGUGUUACUAGGACCGGCUGUGGGGAAUUUGUGGUCAUGUUCCAUCGCCUAGACUUGUAUAGCAAAAAAGUACAGACAGAACAACACAGAGAUCACGUGAACAACACGGGAUCACGUGAAGCACAACCUUUCUUGUUUUAAAUUCUCUCCCUCGGAUAAUGGAUUUGAUAUGAUAUUUGGAGAAUGAGGCAGGUGAAGAUUAAGGGUAAGAUUGUCCCAUCUCAGCUACACCUUAUUAGGUGGGAUCCCGCAAGACAGUAACAUUAGCAUGCUAGGACCCUCACUGCACGUGGGUACUUUUUAUCGUUUUAAAUGUUCACGUCUCUCAUCUUCUCAUGAGAUGAUGAAAAUGACGGUCUAACAUCUCCUCACUUAUUUUCUUAUUUUCUCUUUACAAGAUUAUAUUUAAUUUUAAAUCAUAUU